UUCUUAUCAUUUGAUCAUCAGUUCAAACAUAAGUGAAUUCCAUUCAAUAAGGUCGUCAAACAUAUCGAGGUUAAAAAGUCAAACCACAUCAUCAUCAAUGGAGGCUCCUGUUGGUUUCCUGGUUGUUUCUCUUCUUCUUUCUUGCUUUGCAACUACUGGCUAUGGUGUUACUUUCAGUUCCCUUCAGAGAACUCUUGAAGUCACCGCUUCACCUACACAGGGCCAAGCUCUCAAGGCAGGGGAUGCAGAUAUUACAGUGACAUGGGGAUUCAAUCGGACAUUCCAAGCUGGGACAGACUCGGCCUACAAGACCGUAAAAGUGAAACUAUGCUAUGCACCCAUCAGUCAAAAGGACCGUUCAUGGAGGAAAACAGUGGACGAAAUGAAAAAGAACAAGACUUGUCUGGUAAAGAUUGUGGCUAAGCCAUACAGUGCAUCAAACAACUCCUUUACAUGGACUGUAGAGAGAGAUAUUCCUACUGGAACAUAUUUUGUGAGGGCCUAUGCGUUCAAUGCUCACGAUGAAGAGGUAGCCUUUGGCCAGACCACAAAUGAUAAAAAAGAGACGAAUUUGUUCCAGAUCCAAGCAAUCACAGGUCGCCAUGCGUCACUUGAUAUUGCAUCCGUCUGCUUUUCUGCUUUUUCCAUCGUCGCUUUGGCCGGUUUCUUCUACAUGGAGAAGAGUAAGGGAAAGGCAGCCCAACAGAAAUGAGUUUAUCAACAAAACGGUAUGGGGAUUAAUUUCUUGUUACUCGUGGCAUAUUUGAAGAAAAAAAAAAAGAAUCCUAAUUUUGUUUUAAUAUAGUG
Lactuca virosa is the source of this 807-nucleotide messenger RNA. NCBI's taxonomy places the organism in Eukaryota, Viridiplantae, Streptophyta, Magnoliopsida, Asterales, Asteraceae. The record is from the annotation of a GenBank genome assembly.